AUGAUAACUUGUAGUCAUUUUUUGAAAAACUCCUCUGGCCUCUUCCAGUAUCUAACCUUUGACCCUCCUCCCCAGUACCCCCCAGUCCACACUGCAUCUGCCAGCCUUACAAAGCCACGCAAAUAUCCCACACAUCACGUGUCUCUGCAUGGGGACCAGCAGAUAGCUGCUUAUCUACAUCACGUGUCUCUGUAUGGGGACCAGCAGAUAGCUGCUUAUCUACAUCACGUGUCUCUGUAUGGGGACCAGCAGAUAGCUGCUUAUCUACAUCACGUGUCUCUGUAUGGGGACCAGCAGAUAGCUGCUUAUCUACAUCACGUGUCUCUGUAUGGGGACCAGCAGAUAGCUGCUUAUCUACAUCACGUGUCUCUGUAUGGGGACCAGCAGAUAGCUGCUUAUCUACAUCACGUGUCUCUGCAUGGGAACCAGCAGAUAGCUGCUUAUCUACAUCACGUGUCUCUGUAUGGGGACCAGCAGAUAGCUGCUUAUCUACAUCAUGUGUCUCUGCAUGGGGAUCAGCAGAUAGCUGCUUAUCUACAUCACGUGUCUCUGUAUGGGGACCAGCAGAUAGCUGCUUAUCUACAUCACGUGUCUCUGCAUGGGGAUCAGCAGAUAGCUGCUUAUCUACAUCACGUGUCUCUGCAUGGGGACCAGCAGAUAGCUGCUUAUCUACAUCACGUGUCUCUGCAUGGGGACCAGCAGAUAGCUGCUUAUCUACAUCACGUGUCUCUGUAUGGGGACCAGCAGAUAGCUGCUUAUCUACAUCACGUGUCUCUGUAUGGGGACCAGCAGAUAGCUGCUUAUCUACAUCACGUGUCUCUGCAUGGGGACCAGCAGAUAGCUGCUUAUCUACAUCACGUGUCUCUGCAUGGGGAUCAGCAGAUAGCUGCUUAUCUACAUCACGUGUCUCUGCAUGGGGAUCAGCAGAUAGCUGCUUAUCUACAUCACGUGUCUCUGCAUGGGGACCAGCAGAUAGCUGCUUAUCUACAUCACGUGUCUCUGCAUGGGGAUCAGCAGAUAGCUGCUUAUCUACAUCACGUGUCUCUGUAUGGGGACCAGCAGAUAGCUGCUUAUCUACAUCACGUGUCUCUGUAUGGGGACCAGCAGAUAGCUGCUUAUCUACAUCACGUGUCUCUGUAUGGGGACCAGCAGAUAGCUGCUUAUCUACAUCACGUGUCUCUGCAUGGGGACCAGCAGAUAGCUGCUUAUCUACAUCACGUGUCUCUGUAUGGGGACCAGCAGAUAGCAUAG
Molecule: messenger RNA, 1251 nt
Organism: Oncorhynchus nerka (sockeye salmon)
Lineage: Eukaryota; Metazoa; Chordata; Actinopteri; Salmoniformes; Salmonidae
Product: histidine-rich glycoprotein-like
Exons: 1
Coding region: 1-1251 (416 amino acids)
Source: RefSeq, a predicted model, not a curated record